This is a messenger RNA of Cervus elaphus (red deer), 6563 nucleotides long. It is a transcript of the gene EDARADD, whose product is annotated as EDAR associated death domain. Gene Ontology annotation, molecular function: protein binding. Gene Ontology annotation, biological process: signal transduction. The coding region runs from base 538 to 1155 and encodes 205 amino acids. Lineage: Eukaryota; Metazoa; Chordata; Mammalia; Artiodactyla; Cervidae. The record is from RefSeq and is a predicted model, not a curated record. The transcript has 6 exons.
CAUCUCAGCCCAGGCCUGUGCGCGGAGUAAAGUUGCGUUCCGUCUCAGGGCGAGAUGAGGAGCCCGUAGGGCGCCCCGUGACUGCAGCCAGGUUUUAAGGCUAAUUAAUAAUUGCUUCGCCGCCGGUGCCGGGCAGCAGACACGUGAGCUCCGCGGCGGGACCUGCGGGGGGACCCGGACGCGGGACUGGAAGGGCGCCCGCGGCGGGCGCUGGGAGUCCCGGGCAGCCGGGGACUCCUCCCCACGCCCCGGCCUGUGGGACCCGGGUUCCCGCCCGCGCCUCUGGAGGCGGGGGAUCGGGACGCUCCCGCAGGGGCUUUGCUAAUUGCCAAGCAGGAAGUGAGCGCGGGGAAGAGCCGCGGAGAGAGGGAGGAGGAGGCGGGGGAGGCGCUGGAGGAGGAGGGGCGCGCGGAGCCACGGAGAUUUGCUCCCCGCGCGUCGGAGCUGCAGGACUCCCUGGCUCAGCACCCGGCUCUCCUCCCCGGUCCCGGAGGCCGCCCAGGCCCCUCGGGCGCCCGUCGGCCCCACCCCGCUCCCAUGGCUUCUCCGGACGACCCUCUGCGCGCAGAUCAUUUGGCAAAGGAACCAGUGGAAGACACAGACCCUAGCACUAUAUCCCUUAAUACGUCAGACAAGUAUCCCAUUCAAGACACAGGACUCCCUAAAGAAGAGGAGUGUGAUCCAAUUACUUUGAACUGCCCAGCAAAUUCCGAUGUGCAGCACCAGGGAGAAGAAAAUGGCUUUCGAGACAGUACUGGAGACCCCCUUUCAGGUGUGAGCAAGGAUGCGUCCUGCACGGAGACCUGUUCCUGUCCCUCCUGUGCGCUCCGCGUCCCCACCAUCAGCGACCUGCUCAAUGACCAGGACUUACUAGAUGUGAUCAGGAUAAAGCUGGAUCCCUGUCACCCAACAGUCAAAAACUGGAGGAAUUUUGCCAGCAAGUGGGGCAUGCCCUACGACGAGCUGUGCUUCCUGGAGCAGCGACCCCAGAGCCCCACCCUGGAGUUCUUGCUCCGGAACAGUCAGAGGACGGUGGGCCAGCUGAUGGAGCUCUGCCGGCUGUACCACCGGGCCGACGUGGAGAAGGUGCUGCGCAGGUGGGUGGACGAGGAGUGGCCCAAGCGGGGGCGUGGAGAGCACCCCAGGAACUUCUAGACCUCGGCUCCUUCUCAUUGGCCUCUCGGACAUUGCAACAAGCGCAGGUUAAGGAGCAAUGUGAAUCUGUUCUUUUUUUCUCUUUUCCCACAUUGUGCUGCAUAUAGGAUCUUAGUUCCCUAACCAGGGAUCAAACCCAUGCUGCCUGCAUUGGGAGCAUGGAGUCUUAACCACUGGACCGCUGGGAGAGUCCUGACUCUGUUCCUUUUCAAGUUUAGGAGAAGGACCCGGAACCGUGGACAUUGGUUUUCCCCAGAGCUGGCAGUUUUGUGGAGGGGUCGGGUAUGUUUUUGGUGGUGGAAUUUCCUUUAGUUUUGCACAUCUGUUUUAAUUUAAUAUUUGAAUCUGGAAUUGGGGGAAAUGUGUUGCAAGCUCCUACGGGGACCAGGGCCAAAGCUAUAAUCAGAAUGGAUUCAUGCCAUGAUGAAAAUAAAAGUUCCCCUCCUUUAAAUACAGAAGAUUGAGAUUGGAACUAAGAUGGCUGAUGGCCCCCAAAAGUCAUCAUCCACAAGAUCCCUGAUGAGUAACAACACUCCCACACACAGAGAGCAGUCACCCUUUAGCCUGUUAUGCUUUUUGUUACAAAGUGAACUUACAGGUUGCUGGCAUUAUGUAGUGAUACACACCAGGAUACAGGUGCCGCCUUUCUUAUUCAAACUCUGGGCGCUGUCAAAGAGGUCUUUGCUCGAGUAUUUUCAAAAGAAAUAUUUAUCAAAACAACUAGUUAUUGGGAAGACAAAGUCAGGAAUUAGCAGGGUAAUAAGGACCACGGGAAAGGUAUUGACAAAGAGUUGGCCCUUCCAGUAUCUUUGACUUUUCAAAAGUUAAUUUAGUAUUUAUUUCUACAUCUUUUCUAUCAGGUCAAGUGUUUUGCCCCAGAGAGAAAGCUCAGUUGAGAAAUAAAUAAAAAUCUGGGGAGGGAGGAGGGAUUCAGGAUAGAGGGGACACAUGAAUGCCUGUGGCCGAUUCAUACUGAUAUAUGGCAAAAACCAUCACAAUAUUGUACAGUUCAGGUACUGUACAUCACAAUUCAGCCCAUGGGUGAAAGGCAACCCCCUCUAAAACCUACUAUCUCAGCUUAAGACAGAGCCUCAGUAUUACCCAACACAUUAGCCAAGAAAGAGAAAUCUUUAAUGAUGAUAUUGGAAGGGGAGCUGUGCUUUAAAAUCCAAAUUUUAGAGGAUUUUAAACCAAAUGAAAAGAUGAGAUCCAAAGAAUAUCCACUAGUCUUGUUUGAUGGUUUACUGUGGAAGGUGUGGAGGAUGGGAGGGAAGCCUUGGUUUACCUGACAAUUUCAUAAACGUGCUAUUUGAUUUUGGCUGUAGGCUUAGAAAAUUAAGGUACUUCAUCCAGUGUGGGAGGAUUCUGUAUAAAUCCCUGACUAAAAGAAGCAAAAAUGAUGACUAACAUUGAUAGGAGUACAAGAAAGAUUAGGAUUAACUCAAAGUUAUUUUCUCAACCACUGACAUUUUUUCCCCACUGUUUACAGCAGUUUGUUACAGAGGUUGCUGGUAUGUAGUCAUCAAAUGUUAUCUCUAAACUUGCAAAAGUACUGUAGAGACCUACUGAUCACUUCCGACUUAGUCAGUGUUAGUCACACCUAGCUCGUUUUGUCAGAUUUAGCAGAUAAAUGCCAAGUUUAUCAAAAGAUGUACCCAAAAGCAGCAGUCAGAAAUAAAAUGUAAGUUUUAAAAACUGGGUUCUUUUGCAGCUUGAUGUCCAGUGGGGUGGUUGUUAGGUGCUGGUUGUCUGCUGUAUUCUUGGAACUGUACAGAACAUUUGAUUUUGCACCGUGUUCGGGAUCCCAGGUGGAGCAAUGGUAAAGAAUCUGCCUGCCAGUGCAGGAUAUGUGAGAACUCGGGUUCGAUCCCUGUCGGGAAGAUCUCCUGGAGUAGGAAAUGAAAACCCUCUCCAGCAUUCUUGUUUGGAGAAUCCCAUGGACAGAGGAGCCUGGUGGGCUACAGUCCACGGGGCCGCAAAGAGUUGGACACGACUGAGCAUGCACAAGCAUGUACACGCGGGGUUUUCGUUAGGCUGCGUGUGACAUGUGCUCAUAUGUUAGCCCAAAAUGUACUGUGGCCAAGAAGUGUGUGGGAUCUUAGUUCCCUGAUCAGGGAUUGAACCCGUACCCCCUGCAUUGGAAGGCAAAGUCUCAACCACUGGACCACCAGGGGAUUCCCCCCAAGCUUAGACAGAACUUACCCUCAUAGAUACCUGAACGUGGCUGUGGUUCAUAAAUGUCGGCUGAAAUUACCUUUGAGUUGGAUCAGAAAUGUUAAGACACAAGAAUGCAGAUGGUUCAGCUAUGGGCAGAGCUAAGAACGCUCCUUUAUCUUUAUGUUCAGGAAUUACAGAGAAACCACGAGACCACAGAGCACCACCCACUCAGCUCUCCAUUUGGCAGCAUUAGUUCCAAAGCCUGAUGGCUAAUAAUUUUCAUCACUGGCUAUAAAAGCUUAAGUUUCUAUUAUAAUUGCAUAGCGGAAGUGCCAGGAUAGAAGGGAUUUAAAAAAAAAAUAGGAGUUGAUAUAAGUAUGUUGUUUUAAUUUCACUCUAUCAUUAUUUGCACAUAUCGACAUCUACAUUCAUUGGCAUUUACCUUAGGAAAAGUUUUAAUUAUUAACAGUGUAUUAGCAGAGAGAGAUUUAACCAAAAAUUGUUUUUAAUUAAAGUUCAUUUAGAUUCUAGACUUUGACCAAAUGGAGGAUGACUUUCAUCUGUGUUACAUACAGAAAUAUCAAAAGUAAAUCUCACCUGAAGUAGAACUAUAACACAAUUCUGUAGUAACCCCAAAUAAUUUUCUUUAAAGUUUAUUUUUAGUAGAUAAAUACUGUGUUAGCCUGACUAUGCUGAUACUUUACAAAGGUCAAAGUGGAAAGGAAGGGAAUUACUUUAUGACUGAUUGAUCAAAUCAUUGUUAAAAUGUAUUCAUUAAUACUUAAAAGCUUUCUUCUGUAGGAAUCCAUGUUGAAUUGAUCAUACUAUGAACUAAUCCGCUUUUGAUGAUGUCCUUUUGCUAUCAGAAGGAUGAAUUCUUCUUAGCUAAGUUCCAAGUUACACUCUUUUAAACAAAACUCCCACCUGCAAUGUUAUGGUGUUAUGUGUUGCGGCUCUAUGUAAUAUGCAUUUUAUUUGGUUGCAAUAGAAAAUUACUACUUGCAAGGGAAUGGAAAGCAAAGUAGACACGACAUACACACCCAGGACACAUGCACACAGAGGAAGACUCACGUGGAAGGAAGACACAAAUAAAGCACAGAGUCAUUUAAAUUAUUAACUAAUUUCAAUUAAUCUUAAAAUUAUAAGAUUUUAAAUAGUUAGGGCUUAAAUUGUUUGCCUGGAUUGCCCAUCAGUAUUCAAGAUAACUUGUAUGAACAAGCCUUCCAUUGUUGUGACACUAAAUAAUAAAUAUUUGAUAAUACAGAGGGACUUCCCUGGCGAUCCAGUGGUCAGACUCUGUGCUUCCACUGCAGGGGACCCAGCUUCAAUUCCUGGUUGGGAAACUAAGAUCCCACAAGCUACAUGGCCAUAAAAUAACAAUACAGCAAAUGCAUGGUGAUAGACAAAGAUGCUGCACCUUUGGGUAAUUUUUAUGGGGCGCUGCCCUCUGCUGGAGAAUGGAAUCUGCUUGCAUCCUUUCAGGCUUGGCUAAGACCAGUGUGUGUGUCAGUCACUAAGCCGAGACCCCCUGGACUGCUGCCCGCCAGGUUCCGGCUCCUCUGUCCAUGGAAUUCUCCAGGCAAGAAUCCUAGAGUGGGUAACCAUUCCCUUCUCCAGGGAUCAAACCCUGUCUCUUGCGUCUCCUGUACUGGCAGGCAGAUUCUUUGAGCCUCCUGGGAAGCCCUAAGACCAGCCUAGAACCAACCUUCUAUUGAUUAUUGGUUGUAUGUUAGAACCCUUAGAAGUAGCCCACUAAAAAAUCAGAAGAGUGCAAUUAUUUUACAGAUUGGCAAAUAUUAAUGGAAUGAGGCUGGCAUAAUUGAGAUGAGGGUUCCUGUCCCCUGAAGGUAUCCCCAUCAUGACAACAUCACCACGCAGAUGAAAUGUGGAACAGUCAACCCUAGUUGCAGUUCGUCACCCUGGGAGUUCUCCCUAAACACUCAGUAGGACUUUUUCUCUGUGGAGAUAUAAGGUUAGCUGUCUGUGGUCUCUUUUGCUUUCAGUUUAAUGAUGCUUCAUCUUGAACAUCACAGGUAUAGUGAUUUCUGUGUAAAAAGGCAAAGGGAUUGAUCUCCCUCAGUUACAGCAGACUUCAAGGAAGAGUGCUAACUGUGUCUUCCUCUAUGACACAUAAAAGAAACACAGUAUUUUAAAUACAGUCCUAAUAACUAAGAUCUAGCGAAUUUUCUUUCUCUUUUUCAGAUGAGUGAAUAUAUUUCAUUUAGUUUUGAGGCAAGACUAUACUCCUUAUAUUAAUAACAUUUUUCCACUUCUGUCCUCCGUUAUAGAAUCUUCCUCUCCUCUGGGUUCAUGUUUCUGCUGUCUGUAUUGCUUGUUUUAGGGCCAGUUCCUCCGUCUUUGAAUCAGAUUUCUUCUACAUGCCUGUGGCCUUCUUAACUCCCGGUGACCUGCUAACAUUGGCUUCCUUUUUUUUGCUUAUACAUAUAGAGGAUUGUCUUUCAUAUUUAAUGACACUUUGAACUUAAGAACGUUGAAACUGUUUUCUACCCUUGUAACUGUCAGGCGAGUGUAUGCUCCUCGGUUCUUUGUCUUGUCACAACAAAAAUUUGGAGUGGCGUAACCAAAACAUCUGCAACUGCAUGUACUCAAGGAAGUGACUGAGAAGCAGUCUCCCUCCUGAUUCUGUGAUUUCCUGCCUGGGAGUUCCAGUUCCACCUUCUGAAAUGUGUACAGUUGUGUAUAAAUGGACAAGGGCAAAUCUUGCUUCCCACUUGUUUGGAGGGUUGCAGCCGUGAUGCUGAAUCAAGUGCCAGGCAAGUGGGCGCUGCAUUGCUGGGGGUCCCAUCACCUAGAGGAAGACCCAGAGCAGAGGAGAGGCUGUUUUCUUUGUCUCCGUGGCCAUCUUAGCCGAGGACACGCCUGAAAGCAACUCCACAGUUGAAGAGAUCAAAGUAGUCAACAGUGCAACUCGAAAUGAAAUGAUCGAGUUUAUCAACCCUUUUGGAAAUGUAAAGAUUAUAGCUUCUUAUGGCCCCUGAGCUGAGCUGAGCUCUUAUACUUGAUGUGACCUCCAAUGACCAUUUUCCUUUGAGAAAGCUCCAUGGAGGGCUUCUUCAGCAAUGCUUUUAUAUGACUGAAUUUUUGUGAUCCAUUCUAUGUCUUCAUGCUGUACUUUUGAAGAUGCCUUCAUUUUGAUGUCUUGCAUGAUUUUAUAUGCUUCUUUAUAAAUAGAGAUUAUUUUAAACUAUCAUAAUGGGUGCUGCAAAAUUAAAUGGACGUCCACCAUAACU